CGCCCCCCCAGGCGCCUGACGCUGAACCGCAGCCCCUUCUCAUUUCCAGCCCCGCUGAUCUCCAUUUUCUUCUUUCCCGAUAUUCAGUAGCAGAGGACUAAAGACUUGAAAAAUGAAUGAAGAAUACGACGUUAUCGUCCUGGGCACCGGACUCACGGAAUGCAUUUUAUCAGGCAUCAUGUCAGUGAAGGGGAAGAAGGUUCUGCACAUGGACCGUAACUCCUACUAUGGAGCUGAGAGUGCCUCCAUCACGCCUCUUGAAGAUCUCUACAAGCGCUUCAGCCUUCCGGGCAAACCUCUUGAAUCAAUGGGAAAAGGCCGGGAUUGGAACGUGGACCUCAUCCCUAAAUUCCUUAUGGCCAACGGUCAGCUGGUGCGCAUGCUGCUGAUCACAAAGGUGACUCAGUACCUGGAUUUCAAAGUGAUUGAGGGCAGCUUUGUGUACAAGGGGACCAAAAUCCAUAAAGUCCCCUCUACUGAGGCUGAGGCUCUGUCAUCAAGUCUGAUGGGGUUAUUUGAGAAACGGCGCUUCAAAAACUUCCUUCAGUUCAUCUCCAACUUCGAUGAGAACAACCCCAAAACCAUGGAAGGCCUCGACCCCCAAAAGACACCUAUGAGGUCCAUUUUUGAGAAGUUUAAAUUGGGCCAGGAGGUCAUGGACUUCACCGGCCACUCCCUCGCCCUCUACCGUACAGACGAUUACCUGGAUCAACCUUGCAUCGAAACAAUAAACAGGAUCAAGCUUUACAGUGAGUCUCUGGCCAGAUAUGGCAAGAGCCCAUACCUGUACCCACUGUACGGCCUGGGAGAGCUGCCACAAGGGUUUGCCAGGCUGAGUGCCAUCUACGGCGGGACGUACAUGUUGAACAAGCCCAUAGAUGAGAUCGUGGUGGAGAAUGGGAAGGUGGUGGGAGUCAAGUCUGAGGGAGAGAUCGCCAGGUGCAAGCAGCUGAUCUGCGACCCCAGCUACGCUAUGGAUCGGGCCACCAAAGUGGGUCAGGUGAUCAGAGUGAUCUGCAUCAUGAAUCACCCCAUCGCCAACACUAACGACAUCAACUCUUGCCAGAUCAUCAUCCCUCAGAAUCAGGUCAACAGGAAGCAUGACAUCUACGUUUGUAUGAUCUCCUCUGCUCACAAUGUGGCCGCAGGAGGUAAAUAUAUCGCUAUCGUCAGCACCACAGUGGAGACAGCCGACCCUGAGAAGGAGAUCCAGCCAGCCCUGGACCUGCUUCUGCCCAUCGAGCAGAAGUUUGUCUGUGUUAGUGACCAGUUUGCACCCACUGACAUGGGCACCGACAGCCAGAUUUUCAUCUCCCGUACAUAUGAUGCCACAACUCACUUUGAGACCACCUGUGACGACAUCAAAGACAUCUACAAGAGGAUGACGGGCUCAGAAUUUGACUUUGCCGAGAUGGAGCGCAAGAAGCAGGACACCUUCGGUGACGCCGUAGAGUAGAGCCGCGAAGUCCGCAACACUCCUGAUUAUCAAAGACGACGCUGCCGACAACUGAAAUCUUACAAAAAAUAGAAAACCUACACAAAAAUGUACACACAAAUGGGCUGGCUGAUCAUCUAUGUAUAUGAUUUGCCCCUUGAGGAAGCUCAUGAUAUAUAGAGAGAUAUGAUAUAGUAUUGUUGGUUAGGGUUCAGGGAGGGGGCUGUGCUUUUUCAAAACUCAUUGAGACGGAUGUUGCACUAAACACUGGUUAUGCCUAAUAUACAGUAAAACCCUACAUUCUUCUGCUUCAUCAUGUAAAGUUGAUGCAUAGUCCAAAGAUGCCAAAUCAAAUGAUAAUUCAUAAUCAAUAGUAUCUUACAUAGCAGGUAUGUCGGGUGGGGGGGAGGGGGUCCAAUUUUUCUGUCAUUGUAAAAAAAAAAAAAAAAGGCGUUUGGAAGUAAAUAUCUAUUAAUCAGUUAUUGGUCUCUGCAAGUGUUUUGUCAUGUCGGGGUGAGAGAAGUGGCUUGGCUUUGUGAGUCUGAAUUAAAUAAUGUGAGUAGUGACGUGUUCCUCGCAGGCCCAGCGACAGCAGACGGCCGAGUGAGGUGGCACCUCCACCGUCAGUUCAAAUUGUCCGCCAUUAAAGGGUGUGCGGUCUUGAUAUCUUUGUGUCUUUUAAACCUUUAACUGUCUAAUCUCGAGCACAGCCAGUUACAAACUAUAAACCAAGCCACAAGAGUGACUAGUCCAGCAGAAACCCAAACAUGUGUUCAACAACUUGAGUUGCUAAAGUGCUUCAGAGACAUUUAGAUCCUGUAUCAUGCAAAGUGAUGGAGAGCCAGACAUUAACAGCAGAUUCAUGGGAAGUGUGGUUGACUGUAAUUGCUUAAGAAGGACCAAAUGUGUACUGCAGCAGUAUUGAAUUGAGAGCCCCGUGAUAUAUUCUGUCUUGAACAACUUUUAAAAAACAAACGUCUUGGGCUUAAAUGAUUUCUGUACUGCAAAGUAAAACCUUUGUCAAAAAUCAAA
Messenger RNA from Cottoperca gobio, 2467 nucleotides. RefSeq names its product GDP dissociation inhibitor 2 (gene gdi2). The transcript has 10 exons. Gene Ontology annotation, cellular component: cytoplasm. Bases 113 to 1456 code for a protein of 447 amino acids. Gene Ontology annotation, biological process: protein transport; small GTPase-mediated signal transduction; vesicle-mediated transport. The record is from RefSeq and is a predicted model, not a curated record. Gene Ontology annotation, molecular function: Rab GDP-dissociation inhibitor activity. Lineage: Eukaryota; Metazoa; Chordata; Actinopteri; Perciformes; Bovichtidae.